GGUUCUAUGUGGUAGCUAGGAAGUGAAUGCAAGCUAAAUCCACACCGAGAACAUUUUCAUACACGUGUAUAUUUAUUACUGUAGAUUUGACACAGUGUUGAGUAUAAAUCCUUAACAUGGGUAGUGAUGAAGAAAAGUAUGACGGUAUGUUGCUUGUUAUGGCACAACAGCAUGAAGGCGGGGUACAAGAGUUGGUGAACACAUUCUUUAGCUUUCUCCGACGAAAAACAGACUUUUUUACGGGUGGUGAACAUGGAGCUCCUGAGAAGCUGGUGAAAGAGGCAUUUGCUCAUCACAGUCAGCUGGCACUCAAGGCCCAGAAAGAGAAACAGUCCAGACAGGAGAAAGAGAAGAAGGAGAAAGCAGAAAGAGCUGCCAUGCUCAAGGCUGAGGAGGACAGAAAGAAGAAGGAUGCUGAGAACGAGCCCAGAAUCAAAGAGCUCACAGAUGAGGAGGCAGAGACACUCCAGACACAGAUAGACCAGGAGAAAGACAAGGAGGAGGAAAAGGAGAAAGUCUCUGAAAGCAGUACUGCAGCUGCAGCUGAUAAAGGGUCUGAGUCAGAAGGAGAAGAGGAUGAAAAGGAUGAGGACAAGAUGAAGCCUAAUGCUGGAAAUGGAGCAGACCUCUCCAACUACAGGUGGACACAGACACUGUCUGAAGUGGAUCUCGUAGUGCCUUUUGAUGUGAAGUUCCGCCUGAAGGGGAAGGACGUGGUGGUGGAAGUUCAAAGGCGUCAUCUAAAAAUGGGCUUAAAGGGCCACCCACCUGUGAUUGAUGCACAACUUUUUAAUGAGGUGAAGGUAGAGGAAUGCUCCUGGCUCAUUGAUGACGGAAAAAUAGUGACCAUCCACCUGGAGAAGAUAAAUAAAAUGGAGUGGUGGAACAAGUUGGUGACCACUGACCCUGAAAUCAACACCAAGAAAAUCUGCCCCGAAAACUCCAAGCUUUCUGAUCUGGAUGGUGAAACACGGAGCAUGGUGGAAAAGAUGAUGUAUGACCAGAGGCAGAAGUCCAUGGGCCUACCAACCUCUGAGGAGCAGAAGAAGCAGGACAUCCUGAAGAAGUUCAUGGAGCAGCAUCCUGAAAUGGAUUUCUCCAAAGCCAAGUUCAGCUGAGAACCCCUGCAUUCUACAUUCACAAGCUUCUUAUCCAGAAAGUUCUACAUUUCUGUCCACUGAUCCAUGUGUUACUCCUUUACUGCACAGUGGAAAAGGUCCUCAUCGAAGUCAUGUUGCAUAUUUCACUGUCUUCUGAAUAUUUAAUUCAUAUUUACACUUUUUUAAAUAAAUCGAUUCAAUCUCCAUGACUUGAAA
Ictalurus furcatus (blue catfish) is the source of this 1316-nucleotide messenger RNA. RefSeq names its product nudC nuclear distribution protein (gene nudc). The transcript is spliced from 9 exons. The record is from RefSeq and is a predicted model, not a curated record. NCBI's taxonomy places the organism in Eukaryota, Metazoa, Chordata, Actinopteri, Siluriformes, Ictaluridae. Gene Ontology annotation, cellular component: cytoplasm. Bases 117 to 1118 code for a protein of 333 amino acids. Gene Ontology annotation, biological process: protein folding.